Cryptococcus wingfieldii CBS 7118 is the source of this 1179-nucleotide messenger RNA. RefSeq lists its product as hypothetical. The record is from RefSeq and is a predicted model, not a curated record. Bases 1 to 1179 code for a protein of 392 amino acids. The transcript is spliced from 3 exons. NCBI's taxonomy places the organism in Eukaryota, Fungi, Basidiomycota, Tremellomycetes, Tremellales, Cryptococcaceae.
AUGCCAUCGCCUGUGUCCAGCGAGGUCGUCAGUAACCAUGCGCCUAAAGAUCACCCGCUUCUACCCUCCGACCCCACCCCCUUCUCCGGCCCAGCGCUCCCUUCAGACAUCCUCGCCCUCAUUUUUCCCCUAUACGUCUCUGUUGCUUGUCCCGGAAGCAAGGCAUUCACCAACCUCCUCUGUCUCAACCGAGAAAUCCACGACAAGAACAUCAACAGGGCGUAUGAGAGGAUUACAUUGACGAAAGAUAAUGUCGACGCGUUCUUCAAGCCUUGGUGGGAUUGGUGCGAGAUGGCUGAGUGGAAGGACACCCGAGACUACAAAAGGAAGUAUCCAGAUGGCCCGCUUAAUGACGGUCGCAUGUCUGUUAGGACGUGGCUGGGUACCGAAGAGAAUGUCGCCAGGAAUAGGUAUAUCACCUUUGCCGAUUCGUGCGCUCUUUACGAGACAGCUCGGUUCCUGCAGCGAAACCCGUGGGAACGAUGGGUCGAUUCCUGCCGCCAAACAGAAUUCAAGAAAUCUCCCCAACGUCUCUUCGAGAACCUCCACCACAUCACCUACCCCGCCUCUCUCUUCCAACCCACGUCAAUCUGUCACGUAGCUUGGGGCAUGCACAGGGCCUCCUUAACGAAAGCUCGCUACGUCUGUAUCGAGAUGCCUCCUUGGCCGAUUUCUAAGGUGGCAAUCGAUGCGCUACGCAGCCCCUUUACCGGCAAAUCUUCUCCAUGGAAGUUGACAGUGCAUAAUUGCUCUUCGUUUAUCGAUGUGCCGUUGUUGGAUUUGGAGUCAGAUACCUGGGUUGAGGUUUUCAUGGGGAGUCCGAAGGACACGUCGGGGUCUGAGCGGGUGGAUGUGGAAGACAUGGAGUUCCUACAGGAUCACACUCGCACUAAUUACUUUAGCCAAGUCUUUGGUGGGACGGGCUGGUUAACUCGACCCAACUUUGUUGUACAUCAUGCAGCGCAAACGCAAGAGGACAUUGGCAGUGUUUACUUUGAUAAUGAUAUGUAUGAUGGGGAGAAGAUGACAAUCUAUACAGACGAUGAGUGUCGGGCACAUGAGGAGCUGGAUUGUAUGUGUGGAUUGAAAGUGUGCCAGGCGGAGAUUUACGACUUGACGAGCGACGAGGACUCAGAAGGGUUCGAGGACAGUGGGGAAGACAGUCCGAUAUCUGGAUGA